AUGGAGCGCAGAAACAUACGUGACGAAGCGACGGAAGCAGACGUUCUCACGUGGCGGGACACUGUUGACUCUGUACUGAAGUACAACAUCCGUCAGUUGAACGUGUGGGGGGUGUGGCCGUUGCCCGGCUCGGCUCUCUUCCAUGCCUACACGGUCUUCAUAUUCGCGAUGGGCCUCGGAGGGCUGGCGCAGGACCUGACGGGCGUCUACGUCAGCUGGAGCGAUCUGCAGGAGGUCACCAUGGCCCUCAUCCACAUACUGUCCGUCUGCGGCGGCUUCGUCAAGCUCGCGUUCUUCAUUCGUCGGCGGCCCAUGUUCAACGUGCUGGUGCGCCGCACGGACCAGCUGGUAUCUGCCCAAAAGGAGUUCUGCGCCUCGGACGAGAGCCUGCGAGCUACGUUCAAGGCGUCGCACAGGAAGGCGGUGUACAUCACGCUGCUCGCGUACGGCUACCUGUUCCUGCAGGGCGGUAUCUGGCUGCCGAUGCCACUGAUCGCCUACCCUGGGCAGCGAAAACUGCCGUUCGUGCAGGUGCCGGGGGCCGACACCACCAGUGUCUACCUGUACGCCCUCUUGUACACUCUGCAGUGCUUAUCGUCGAUGUUCAUCACCUUCGUGGGCGUCACCAUCGACUGCUUUUUUGCCGUCGUCAUGAUUCACACGGUGGUGCAGUUUAGGAUUCUCAAUGCCCGCAUCAAGGCUUUGCGACCAGAUGUAGCAGCGUCUGCCAGCUGUAGAAUUGUAGUAGACAGACAGACGAAUUUUCACGAUAACAUGUAUAACCAGCUCUGCCAGUGCAUUCAAACGCACCAAAGCUUGCUCAGGUUUGUCAGCUUCCUGGAUUCUGUCAUGAAUCCAAUUGUUAUGACACAGUUCACUUUUGGCGUCAUGGUUGCAGGAGUAACACUCUUCCAAGCAACAUUCAGUCCGAGCAACAGCACUAUUUUCAAGUGCGUCACAUGGCUUCCCAUGCCGAGCACUCAGAUUUUUCUAUACUGCUGGGGCGCCCACGACAUCAUGGACCAAGGUGAGGCCGUAAGCGAGGCGCUGUACAGCUGCGGCUGGAUGGAGGCGCCCGCCCGCUUCAGGCGCGCUAUGAGGAUCGUCAUGUGCUGCGCCCAGCGGCCGCUCUCCCUCACCGCGGGCCGAGUGUACGCCAUCAACAGGGCCACAUUCAUCUCCCUGAUGAAUGCAGCCUACUCCUACUACACUCUGCUACGUCAGGUGAACGGGCGCGACUAA
Molecule: messenger RNA, 1242 nt
Organism: Schistocerca gregaria
Lineage: Eukaryota; Metazoa; Arthropoda; Insecta; Orthoptera; Acrididae
Product: odorant receptor Or2-like
Exons: 5
Coding region: 1-1242 (413 amino acids)
Biological process (GO): detection of chemical stimulus involved in sensory perception of smell; sensory perception of smell
Cellular component (GO): plasma membrane
Molecular function (GO): olfactory receptor activity; odorant binding
Source: RefSeq, a predicted model, not a curated record